AUGAUUUCUGGCACUAACCUCGAAAAUGACUGUGAGCAGCACAAGAUCAUCAUUUACAGCGUCGCUGCUACGCGUGAAAGUAUUCGUAUUUUUUGCAGGCAAGCAGUGAAAUCCUGUUUUGCGCAGGCUGCAGAUGGAGUAGAUAGCAAGAGUCGUUGUGUUUUAGCGUUAUUGGAUUUAAAAAAACAAGCUUGGGAGGAUGAAGGCGGUCCGCUACGCCUAUGCUCUCUUUGCCGCACGUUUGCCAAAGGUGCGAUCAAAGCCUUGUUGUCAACACCAGCCAAUGAACAGAAAUGUGUACGUACCGAAGUUUACAAAGCGGUAGCCAAAGCAGCGGACUAUUGUUUACGCCAAAAGAAGAUUAAUUUUGCUAAAAUGCCUGAUUUCCCGGACUUCGAAGAAGGAUCGUUUGCGUACAGAAACGACGUGAUCAGCUCUGUCUCGGAUCAUAUUGUGAUCCAUAGUCGUCUCGCAUUUUGCAAUGAUCGUAGACCCGAAAGAGCCAAUGCUACGCGUGAAUGUUUGAAAAACCCAUUCGCUGGUUAUUUGGAGAAGCACUGCGGUGGUUGGUAA
Gongylonema pulchrum is the source of this 573-nucleotide messenger RNA. Lineage: Eukaryota; Metazoa; Nematoda; Chromadorea; Rhabditida; Gongylonematidae. The record is from the annotation of a GenBank genome assembly.